CGGGGGCGGCUCUUUCCUGGGUGGGGUUUGUAAAGUCGUGGCCCGUUAGCAGGAAGCGGAGCAGUCGCCCGGCGCUAGAGUGCGACCCAAUCUGAGCACCCGGUUCUCCAGUCCUUGCCGAAGGAAGUGUACUGCGCGCUCAGAGCACCCCGCCAGUUUCUAGCCAAACUUCACCAACUCCUCUGCCUUUGCCGCCACCAUGCCGAAGACGAUCAGUGUGCGUGUAACCACCAUGGAUGCAGAGCUGGAGUUUGCCAUUCAGCCCAACACCACUGGCAAGCAGCUGUUUGACCAGGUGGUGAAAACUAUUGGCUUGAGGGAAGUUUGGUUCUUUGGUCUGCAGUACCAGGACACAAAAGCUUUCUCUACUUGGCUGAAACUCAAUAAGAAGGUGACUGCACAGGAUGUGCGGAAGGAAAGCCCAUUGCUCUUCAAGUUCCGGGCCAAGUUCUACCCAGAGGAUGUAUCCGAAGAACUGAUCCAGGAUAUCACCCAGCGCCUGUUCUUUCUGCAAGUGAAGGAGGGCAUUCUCAAUGAUGACAUUUAUUGCCCACCUGAAACUGCUGUGCUCUUGGCCUCCUAUGCUGUCCAGUCUAAGUAUGGUGACUUCAAUAAGGAAGUGCACAAGUCUGGCUACCUCGCUGGAGAUAAGUUGCUGCCCCAGAGAGUCUUGGAGCAGCACAAACUCAACAAGGACCAGUGGGAAGAGCGGAUCCAGGUGUGGCAUGAGGAGCACCGGGGCAUGCUCCGGGAGGAUGCUGUCCUGGAAUAUCUCAAGAUUGCUCAAGACCUGGAGAUGUAUGGUGUGAACUAUUUCAGCAUCAAGAACAAGAAAGGCUCAGAGCUCUGGCUGGGUGUGGAUGCCUUAGGUCUUAACAUCUAUGAGCAGAAUGACAGGCUGACUCCUAAGAUUGGCUUCCCUUGGAGCGAAAUCAGGAAUAUCUCCUUCAAUGAUAAGAAAUUUGUCAUCAAGCCUAUUGAUAAAAAAGCCCCAGACUUUGUGUUCUAUGCUCCCCGGCUUCGUAUUAACAAGAGGAUCUUGGCCCUGUGCAUGGGGAAUCACGAGCUUUACAUGCGUCGGCGUAAGCCUGACACCAUUGAGGUGCAGCAGAUGAAGGCGCAGGCGCGGGAAGAGAAGCACCAGAAGCAGAUAGAACGUGCUCUACUGGAAAAUGAGAAGAAGAAGCGUGAGCUGGCCGAAAAAGAGAAGGAGAAGAUUGAACGGGAGAAGGAAGAGCUGAUGGAGAAGCUGAAGCAAAUUGAGGAGCAGACUAAGAAGGCUCAGCAAGAACUGGAAGAACAGACCCGCAGGGCCCUAGAACUUGAGCAGGAACGGAAGCGUGCCCAGAGUGAGGCUGAAAAGCUGGCCAAGGAACGUCAAGAAGCUGAAGAAGCCAAGGAGGCCCUGCUGCAGGCUUCUCGAGACCAGAAGAAGACCCAGGAACAGCUGGCUUCAGAAAUGGCAGAGCUGACAGCACGGAUCUCUCAAUUGGAAAUGGCUCGAAAGAAGAAGGAGAGUGAGGCUGUGGAAUGGCAGCAAAAGGCCCAGAUGGUCCAGGAGGACUUGGAGAAGACUCGCGCUGAGCUGAAGACUGCCAUGAGUACACCUCAUGUGGCAGAACCGGCUGAGAAUGAACAGGACGAGCAGGACGAGAAUGGGGCAGAGGCCAGUGCUGAACUGCGCGCUGAUGCUAUGGCCAAGGACCGCAGUGAGGAGGAGCGGACCACCGAGGCGGAGAAGAACGAGCGUGUGCAGAAGCAUCUUAAGGCCCUUACUUCAGAGCUGGCCAAUGCCCGAGAUGAGUCCAAGAAGACUGCCAACGACAUGAUCCAUGCUGAGAACAUGCGACUGGGUCGAGACAAAUACAAGACCUUGCGCCAGAUCCGGCAGGGAAAUACCAAACAGCGUAUUGAUGAAUUUGAGUCCAUGUAGUGGGCAUUUAGCCUUUAGGGACCCCUCCUCCUCCUUCUUCCUUGUCCCCACACUUCUAUAGUUUUGCCUAACUAACACUGUGCUGGAGCCACUAACUAGAAAAGCCUUGGAGCCAUGCCAAACAUUCAGUAUAGCCAUGGGACCAAAUUUAGCCCUUCAGUUUCCCCACUAACAUCCUUGGGCAAAUGGCCCACUGUGGUGCCAACAGAAUCUCCUUUACCCUCUUUGUUACAUUCAAGUAGCUUUCUAGAAUAGACCAUUUCCCCAGCUUAGAGGCUCAUUCCUUUGGAUUUGACAUGCACUCCCCAGCACCCCCACCCCACACCUUACUGUUGCUCUCUGGCACUCAAGUGUGACAUAGGUUAAUAGCAAGCUUCCACCUCUUGCCUUUUCUUUCAAGUCUUAUGGUUGUGUGGUUUAGGGACAGAGGUAGGGCCUUGGAUAUAUCAUUUUAGUAUGUCAACUGACCUAGGAUUUGGCCACUUAAUGUCCAUCCCUUUUAGAGUAAUUUAGCCUUUGUAAUGAUUGGUGGGUAAGGAGAUAUUUAGUCAUCUUAUUUCUUCUACCUC
This is a messenger RNA of Acomys russatus (golden spiny mouse), 2502 nucleotides long. RefSeq names its product moesin (gene Msn). Gene Ontology annotation, biological process: positive regulation of protein localization to early endosome; regulation of organelle assembly; regulation of cell shape. The record is from RefSeq and is a predicted model, not a curated record. Bases 200 to 1933 code for a protein of 577 amino acids. The transcript is spliced from 13 exons. Gene Ontology annotation, molecular function: actin binding; cell adhesion molecule binding. Gene Ontology annotation, cellular component: microvillus; plasma membrane; adherens junction. Lineage: Eukaryota; Metazoa; Chordata; Mammalia; Rodentia; Muridae.